Molecule: messenger RNA, 8665 nt
Organism: Ornithorhynchus anatinus (platypus)
Lineage: Eukaryota; Metazoa; Chordata; Mammalia; Monotremata; Ornithorhynchidae
Gene: COL4A4
Product: collagen type IV alpha 4 chain
Exons: 48
Coding region: 326-5368 (1680 amino acids)
Cellular component (GO): collagen trimer
Molecular function (GO): extracellular matrix structural constituent
Source: RefSeq, a predicted model, not a curated record
CUCCCCCCUUCCCCCUCCCUUCUGCCCUCCUCCCCGCAGACUGCAGCUCUUCGCGGCCCGAGGUGCGAAACAGGCGGAUGCCGGCGGGAGAGGUGAAAACAGACAUACAUUUUCAAGCGUAGUUAAGUUGAAACUAAAGGAAGACUUCAGAAGCACCUGGAUUCUAAUUCUAUCUCUGCCACUUGUCUGCUGUGUGAUCUUGGAUCUGUAAAACAGAAGAGGAACACGGAACAAUAUUUAGAGACAAAAUUUAUGGAGCAAGCAAAAGAAGACACCACUGAGGAUUAUUGAAAGGGAGGACUUGAAUGUGAAAUAAUCGGUGUGAAUGGCGCUACUAAGAUGUUAUUUCAGAGGGAUUAAAAAUAUCUCCAAACCCUGGUGGCUCAUAAUUAUUUUUUCUCUACCGGUUUAUGGGGGUGGAAAAAAAUACACCGCCAUUUGUGGAGGACGAAAUUGUUCAGCUUGCCAAUGUUUUCCUGAGAAAGGAUCAAGGGGUCAGCCAGGAGAGCUUGGACCACAGGGACCUAUCGGACCAUGUGGAGCUUCAGGACCCCCUGGGUUGCCAGGAGAGAAAGGAAUGAGAGGGGAUGAUGGAUCUGCGGGAGCAGCUGGAGAAAGGGGUGAUAAGGGCCCAACAGGAGUUCCUGGCUUUCCAGGUUUGGAUGGUGUGCCUGGCUACCCAGGACCUCCCGGAUCAAGAGGUAAACCGGGUUUAGAUGGCCAUAAUGGUUCAAGAGGAGAUCCAGGCUUUCCUGGACAACAUGGAUACCCAGGACAAGUUGGCCCAGCUGGUCUACCUGGACAAAAAGGAGAGAAAGGAAUCUCAGCAUAUGUUGCAGAGAAAGGUCCACCUGGAGAUCAAGGUAUCCCAGGACCUCCUGGCUCACCUGGACCAAAGGGCCCAAGGGGAGCAAAGGGCGGUAUGGGGUUUCCGGGUAAACCAGGUGCAGAUGGUCCUCAAGGCCUUCCUGGAUUGCCAGGUGCGCAGGGCAAUCCAGGAGUUGGCAUUAAAGGACAAACUGGAGAUCCAGGAGAAGUUGGACAUCAAGGGCCUCCAGGGCCACCCCUACUGGUUGGGCCUCCAAGUUCAUGUCUCCACAAAGGAGAAAAAGGCACAAAAGGGAUGCCUGGAAAAAGUGGCCUCCCUGGCCCAGUUGGAGCUAAGGGUGAACCUGGAAGUGGGGUGAAGGGAGAGAAAGGUAUUCCUGGAUUUCCUGGUCUUCGGGGUCAUUCUGGUUCCUAUGGAUCCCCAGGCUCUCCAGGAUUAAAGGGGGAACCUGGAGAAGUUGGCAUUCCUGGGAAGUUUGGAUUUCCAGGCAUAAAGGGAGAUCCUGGAGACCGGGGGGAACCAGGGCCACCAGGUAUUAUGGUAACUCCACCUGUUCCACUAAAAGGACUUCCAGGAGAUCCAGGAGUUCCAGGUCCCUAUGGAGAAAUGGGAUCAGUUGGAAAGGUUGGCCCACCUGGUCCUUCAGGUAAACCAGGUGAAGACCGGGCAGUAGGAGUGACAGGGCCAAUGGGAUCCCGAGGAGCACCGGGUGUUCCAGGUCCCCCAGGGGAAGUUGGUGUUCCUGGAAAAGCAGAUGCCCCACCAGGAAAGCCUGGGAAUCCAGGAUACCCAGGCACACCAGGAGCACGAGGAGAGCAGGGGCUGCCUGGACCAGACGUUGUGCACUGUACUUCUGGACCUCCUGGACCUCAAGGAAUGAAAGGAAAAGCAGGACCUCCAGGAAGAAGUGGUGUGAAAGGUGAAAAAGGAAAUGAAGGUGCCUGUGCCUGUACCCCUGGUGUCAUUGGCCUACCAGGGACUCCAGGGCUCCCUGGAAGAAAAGGAAGGAAAGGGGAGCUGGGAUAUCCUGGGAGAUUUGGAGAAAAAGGUGACCAAGGUUCUCCCGGGGCAAAAGGAUAUCCAGGACCUUCUGGUAUACCUGGUUCCUUGGGAAUGACUGGACCAAAAGGAGAAAAGGGAGACAGAGUUAUCCCCAGAAUAAAAGGAAGAAAAGGAGAAAGAGGCUCCCAAGGACCGCCUGGAUUUCCAGGACUUCAAGGACAACCAGGGCAGGAUGGAACUGAAGGACCAGUAGGAUUACCUGGAUUGCCAGGUGAUCGAGGAGGCGCAGUUCCAGGUGCUAAGGGAUUUCCCGGACACCAAGGAGCCCCUGGGAGGACUGGACCUAGGGGUCCUUCGGGUUUGGGGUUUCCUGGACGACAGGGCAUGACAGGCAUCCCAGGAGACCGAGGUACCGUUGGUGACAGGGGACCACCUGGUGCAAAGGGCCAGAAAGGUGACACAUUUCCCUGUGCCUCAGAUUUUCCUGGAAAUCCAGGCCCACCAGGCUUUCAAGGUCCUCCAGGUCCAAAGGGAAUUCAAGGACCCCCAGGUCCAGCUGGACCCCAUGGUUUUGACGGGGCCAAAGGCCAGAGAGGCAAGCCAGGAAUUUCCGAAGUGCCAGGACCAGCUGGCUUUCCUGGUGACAAUGGAGAUCCAGGUUUUAAAGGUGACAAAGGAACCUCACCAGUUGGUCCUCAGGGUUUUCCUGGUUCACCUGGUAUCAAUGGGCAAAAAGGUAUGCCAGGUGAUCCUGCUUUUGGCCACCCAGGACUUCCAGGAAACAAAGGUUCUGCAGGAUUUCCCGGACCUAAAGGAUUUAGAGGUGACCUAGGAUAUCCAGGAUCUCCAGGACAGGCUGGUACCCCAGGGCUUCCAGGAACCAAAGGAUUUAAAGGCCAAAAAGGGCAUAAUGGACCUCCGGGUUCUCCAGGUCCACCUGGAUACUUAUGUGAAAAAGGCUCACCUGGGUUGCCAGGACAACCAGGGCUCCCUGGACCACAAGGUAAUCCAGGUUACCCUGGCUUGAAAGGCCAGCAAGGAGAUAUGGGUGCCCCUGGACCAGCUGGAAUGAAGGGUCUUCCAGGAGCACCAGGAUUAAAUGGAUCAUCUGGUCCCCCAGGACCACCAGGAAAUCGAGGGCAUUUGGGGGAUGAUGGGUUACCUGGAUUUCGGGGCCCAAAGGGUGCCCAAGGGCUGCCGGGUAUCCCAGGAUUCCCAGGCGAGCUAGGAAAGAAAGGGCAAGCAGGACACCCUGGGAGAAAGGGUGAACGGGGAGGAGAUGGUCAUCCUGGCCACCCAGGAGACAAAGGGGACUGGGGACCUAAAGGUGAAAAAGGACUUCCUGGGGAUGAAGGUAGUAUUUCCAUGAUUUCCACAAAGGGAGAAAAGGGGGAAUUAGGUCAACCUGGCGAAUAUGGAGUCCCAGGAGAAAGAGGAGAUAAAGGUUCUUCUGGACUCCAAGGGGAAGAAGGAUUACCAGGAAGAGAUGGACUUCCAGGGUUUCAGAAAGGUCAUCCUGGUCCAAGUGGCCAGCCUGGAUUUCCAGGACUGCCUGGCUUCCCAGGCUCUCCAGGCUCAAGAGGAGUAUUUGGUUUCCCUGGACUACCGGGUGAUCCGGGAGAUGAUGGUUCACGGGGCAUACCUGGACCUUCAGGACCUAUUGGAGUCAAAGGCCCCAAAGGAAAAAGAGGGGAUUCAAUCAGUUUACUUGGCCCACUUGGAGAAAAAGGAAGACCUGGAAACCCUGGAUGUGCAGGUCAUUUUGGAGCCCCAGGUGACCUGGGUUUGCCUGGGCCUCCGGGGUAUCCUGGAACCCCAGGAAGGCCAGGACCACCAGGAUACCCAGGACAACCUGGCUUUCCAGGUACUCAGGGGACCCCUGGACAAAGAGGAAUUCCAGGAGAAAUAGGCGACCCUGGGAUCUCAGGACCUAUUGGAGAUCAAGGACUUGCUGGGCCCCGAGGCAUGAAAGGGUUCUCAGGAAUUCCAGGAUUAAAUGGUUUGCAUGGACUCAAGGGGCCAAAAGGAGCGAAGGGUUCACCAGGUUUCAUCGAAAGAGGACCACCAGGUUUUGCUGGAUUGCCUGGAGCAAAAGGGGAAAAAGGAGAACCUGGAAGGGUGGGACUUUCUUUUCCAGGUCCUUUUGGUGAAAGAGGACCUCAAGGUCCCCCAGGGAGGCCUGGACUUCAGGGAUCUGCAGGUCCUAAAGGAAGAACACCUGAAGGAGAAAUUUCUUAUCCUGGUCCUCAAGGAGAUAUAGGAUUUCAUGGCCCCGAUGGUAUACGAGGUCCACCAGGGUCUCCAGGUCAACCUGGAGGUGUUGACUUUUGGAAAGGGAGUCCAGGUGAUGAUGGCUUUCCAGGACCACCAGGUCCCUCUGGUCCACCAGGACAUCCUGGACCAAAAGGCAUCCCAGGAUGCGAAGGAAGAGAUGGCCAAAAAGGGCCAAUGGGACAUCCUGGUCUUCAAGGUCCACCUGGACGCCCUGGGCCAUAUGGAGAUAAAGGGAGUCCAGGACCCCCCGGGACUCCUGGGUCACCUGGUCCCAGAGGGGACCCUGGCCUACCUGGAGAUAUUGCAGAUUGUCCCAAAAUCCCCGGGCCCCCAGGGAUUCCAGGUUCAAGAGGACCAGAAGGACGCAUGGGAUUUCCCGGUCCAAGAGGACCCCCAGGCUUACCAGGACUUAAAGGUGAACCAGGGCCAGAUGGCCAGAGAGGUCAAGAUGGCUUUCCUGGAUCGCCAGGUGCACCUGGACAAAAGGGAGACUCAGGGGAACCAGGCUGUGAUGGGCCACCAGGUCCACCUGGCCCAACUGGAGAUCCAGGAUCCAGAGGGCCAAGAACUGAAUACCUUAAUGGAUUCCUCCUGGUUCUUCAUAGUCAGACAGACAAAAUACCUUCUUGUCCUGAUGGAUUGCCCAAGUUGUGGACUGGGUACAGUCUGCUUUAUAUUGAAGGCCAGGAGAAAGCACAUAAUCAAGAUCUGGGUCUCGCGGGAUCCUGUCUUCCCCUGUUCAGCACGAUGCCAUUUGCUUACUGCAACAUCAAUCACGUCUGUUUCUAUGCCAGGAGAAAUGAUAAAUCCUACUGGCUAUCCAGUGCCGCUCCUCUACCCAUGAUGCCCCUCUCUGAAGAUAAAAUACAGCCGUACAUUAGCCGGUGUGUGGUAUGCGAGUCCCCGGCCCAGGCCUUGGCCGUUCACAGCCAAGAUGAAUCCAUCCCUCCAUGUCCGACAUCAUGGAGAAGCCUCUGGAUAGGUUAUUCUUUCCUAAUGCACACAGGAGCUGGAGAUCAAGGAGGAGGACAGUCCCUUGUGUCCCCUGGAAGCUGCCUUGAAGACUUCCGAGCAGCCCCCUUCAUUGAAUGCCAAGGACGGCAGGGAACGUGUCAUUUUUUUGCCAAUGAAUACAGCUUCUGGCUAACGACAGUGAAACCAGAAUUACAGUUUUCAUCAGCUCCCUCACCAAGCACCUUAAAAGAUGGACAGGCACAGCGCCAAAAAAUCAGCAGAUGUCAGGUCUGCAUGAAAUACAGCUAAAAAGAGAACCCACAAUGCUUGGAGAAACUUCUUGGGGAAAGAAGUGAAAGGUGCUAAAGAAUUGAAUAGUAUUUUAUCAUAGCAUUUCAUUGAAAAAUAUUCCUUCUAUUUAAAUUUUGUGGUUCAAACAAUAUUGCACAUCUUUUUCUUCUCCAGUCUACCUAGAGGAAGCCAGUACUGCACCGAUCGAUUUGGUUGGGCCUGCCCUCCUAAGUAAAACACUAGUAUUAUUGUUAAUUAAACCAUGGAGGAGGGAGGAGUUGGCUUUCUUCAAAAUAUAUGUUAAAGCUCAGUAAAGUAAAUGCGUUAUGAAAGGCCAUAUUGCCAGUAAUUUCACUGAAAAAUCCAUCUGUUGACUAAUAAAGUCUCAGGCAAUUGAAAGUAGAUCCCUCCCACAAUAUGCUUUUGAUUGAAUUGUAUGGGAGAAAGAAAAAACAAAACAAAAAAGCUUGGAAGAUUGACUCUCGGAAGUGCCACUUACACUGGAUUUUCUUAUCCACUGUCUUCUUUAUGCACCUACAAAUAGCCAAAGAAGCCAAUUACUUAACACUAACCAUUUAAGGAUGAACAUCCAGAUAUGUCAAGAGCCAGCCAUGGUGGCUGUUCAUGGUAACACCGCAUUAUUAUAAAACAAAAUCACCGAUGAACACAAAACACUAAAUUGCAGUCAUUCUCCUUUUAUUUUUCAGAGAAAGGAAAUGCCUCCUCUGGCAACCCUUUUGAAAAGUAGCAAUUAUGAAAAAAAAAAAUUCAUUCAAUAUGGGAUUAGCUCCAAAAAGCUAUUAAUGAAUAUUAAGCCAGUGAUUCACUAAAAUUGACUCACCAUUUCACAAACUUCCAAAGGACUAUUUUCACCCAGUCAGGGGUACCGCCUGCCCUUGCUAUGUUCAAGCUAUUGUGCCCAGGGAACACACCAUGGAAAACAAAUGUACACACAGCACCUCCGCUCUCUCCCCAGGAAACACCGUUCAGCUUUCCAACGCUUCAUAAUGACACUCUGCUCUAUAUUCCUAAUGGCAACUUAUGAAGAAAAGUGACAGAGCCAUCAUUAUGCACUUGGGAGAAAAUGAAGGGCUUACUUAAUUAAACUUAAAUAAGCACAUUCAUUUUGGUCAAGGCCGUGCUAAUGAAAAGACAUGGAAAAGCUAUAAAUAGAAUAGAGUCACUCACAGGAUACACUUUAUGUAUUUCCCUCUAGGUUUUUAUGUGGGAUUAUCUCAUCUAACCAAACCUUUCAUUCUGAAAUUUUCUAUUUUCUUCACAAAUGCAAGCUCUAUUUUGCAGGCUAUUUUCAUUAAAGAUUCAGAACCUUUAUGUUUCCAAAUUUUUACAAAAGUCUAAAGAGGAUUUCCUGGCACUAACUUCAUCUCUGAGUAUAAAGGACAGCUAUCUCAUGCUCUUUGCAUAAACAGAACUACAGAAUGGGACCUCAAUCAAUAGGACAGUGAACACACACACACUAACUCCUUUUGAAGGAGGACCCUCUUACCCCCAAUUAGCUGAACCCUAAAGCUUUGCAAAUUUCCCAAAGCCUGGAACAUCUCACCUUCAUAUACUUUCUGAGGAACAAAACAAAACAGAAAACUGAUCAACAACGUUAAGUAUGAUUUCAUCAGCACCUUAAUUCUAGAAUGCUUUCUGUCUUAAAAUUGAAGCAAGGAGCCACAAUCCUAAGAAAAAUCAGGAAUAAAAUGGGGAUUAUAAAAUGCUUGAAAAACAGGGAGAUCUACUAUUUUUUAAUGAAUCUAUAUUCUCAUAAGUUUUUAUAUAAGGAAAACUUCCCAACCAAAAGGAUUAUAAUACGCUUCCUUUCAGUAUAGCAUUUUUGAUUUAAAAGUAAUUUUUGGUUUAAAGAAAAAUUGACAUAAAUUUAGCUAUUGAAUGACUUUUGAAGUAGAGUUAUUUCUCCUGGGAUAUUUUAUUCACUUCAUGUAAACUCAGUGUGGACAGGGAACAUGUCCACUAACUCUGUUGUACUGCACUCUCCCAAGUGUUUAAUAUAGUGCUGUGCACAUAGUAAGCACUCAAUAAAUACCAUUGUUGAUGAUGGUGAUGAUGGUUGUUACAUCUAUCCCCAUCACAUUUUUUAUUCAAAACUGGAGUGAGGAUGAGAGUGAGGAUAUAUUCUUUUAAAACUUUUCAUCAUAACAUUUGUGCCAUUGCUGACUGAUUAACUGUAGGAUUAGCAAGGAAAUUCAAAUUGGAAUGUGGAGAACUGAACAGUUUUUCCAAUUUUUCCCUAAGAAAAUUACCUGGGUAUGUUUGGUAUAUUAGGUAUCAAGAGGUGCUUUUCCAACCCAACCAACAGUCUUUCACCAAAAUAAAGCUUCUUCCCAACUCUGCACAAUUUUAUAAUACAUCCUUGUGCUUGCCAUUGAUACACUGGCUCUUUUCUCAUGGGGAGAAAUGAAAGAAACAAAUACCGCUUUACCUUUGGUUGCAAAAUCUCAUACUGUAUUUCAGCCUAAUGCAGAGUCUUAACUGGGCAGACAUUUUGUUUGCUUGGCCUUGUUUCUGAAACUACACUAUGAACAUGGCUAGAAUCAACAGUCUGUUCAAAUCAUUUCUACGUUUACUCACACAUAUACACACACAGCCUUCUCCCCUCUCCACAAUCUUCCAAUGCAAUAUUACCUACACAAUCUCAAAGGGGCACCUCUACAUAGCAAAAAUCGACUAGUAUGCAGCCCUUCCUGAGCCUAAGAAGGGCUGAAUUACUUUCUAGAAUUGACCAUUUUAAAACGAUCAGCAAGACUAUAUUUCAAAAAUCUCCCUGGUCUCUGCACAAGCUCAGGAAUAAUACUGUGACAAAGUUCUCUUGCUACACAUCCGUGUACACUGCAAUCCAAAUCUUCCUUGUGUUUUAUAUAUCAGGUGCAAAGGAAGCAUUUUGCAGCAUUGUUCAAUGAUGGUUUGGGUCAGGCUUUUCUGGGGCUGUGCCUUACGAUUCUCCUGCCAAGUAACUGGCUGCCUGGAAUGGUGGCAGGAAAGCAUGGUAAUUAUUGAAUGCCCACAAGGUACCUAUUCCACAAAUCUAUGGGGCACAUAUUAGUGACCUUUAGGUUUACAAGACAUGGAUUCCUAUUGACGAACACAAUCAGAACUUAGAUUUAAAAAUAUCCUUUUGUUGAAAUCAUUUCAGUAAACAAACACAAUUGAACAUUUUAAUUCAUUGUUCAAAAAAUCAAAUUUUUUCUGAUCUUUUAUGAGUUUUAAUUACUGUGUUUUCUGUUGGACUGUUGUCUCUGAGAGGAAAAGCUAUUUUCAUAAUCUUCAAUAAAACAUGACCAGCAUUAA